Daldinia loculata is the source of this 1567-nucleotide messenger RNA. RefSeq lists its product as uncharacterized. NCBI's taxonomy places the organism in Eukaryota, Fungi, Ascomycota, Sordariomycetes, Xylariales, Hypoxylaceae. The record is from RefSeq and is a predicted model, not a curated record. Bases 231 to 926 code for a protein of 231 amino acids. The transcript is spliced from 3 exons. Gene Ontology annotation, cellular component: membrane; cytoplasm.
UUAGAUUCCUACCUCGUUAUCCUACGUGCCCAGGUAGGUAGGCCAAUAAUAUUUGACUAGCAACCAAUAUUUAUAUACGUACGUGUAUAUACAUACGUGUAACCUCAUCUCUGCCCAAGCUAGGAUCUCACCUGUUUAUCUCAUUUAUCUCUCAAAUUCGAGCCGGCAAAUAUACGAAUUUCUCGAAGGUGCAAUUAUCAGUCAAGCGGGCAGUACUCAAAUACGUCGACAUGGCGUUUUCUCCGAUUAUAACAGCUACUAUUCAAUCCGCAGUUCUUGCGGCUACGUCUAACCUUCUGGCGCAAGGCCUGACGGCGUAUCAGAAUGAAGCUCCUCUUGUUAUCGACUGGGUGCCAGUCUUCCAAUUCGUCCUCUACGCAUUUCUCAAUGUACCACCCAACUUCUUAUGGCAAGAGUUUCUAGAGGAUUCCUUUCCGGCGUACCAUAUAACGCCUACGUCCGCCGCUGUAGCGUCCGCGGUAGCAAACGAUGAGAAAGCGCUUGAGAAAGAAGAGGAAGAGGGCAAGUUGGUGGAACGUAAGCUUCACAUUGGCAACACGGCCGUCAAGAUGAUUCUAGACCAAACUGUCGGUGCAGUCGUCAACACCUUUCUCUUCAGCCUGUUCAUACAUUCUAUCCAAGACGCUAUGCUGCGAUCCCUAGGUGCACCACUUAGCGGCCCGGCGAAGAGCGCCCAGUAUCUAUUCUCCCGCGGUGCUGUCGACUAUAGCAAAGUUAAUUGGGCCAGUGUGGUCGCUCGUAGCCGCGCUGAGUUCUACGAGCUCCUCGUCGCUGGAUGGAAGGUGUGGCCAGUCAUAAGCUUGAUCAACUUUGCCUUUAUUACAAGCAUUCAGGGCCGCAACUUGGUUGGAAGUCUUGCUGGUGUUGGCUGGGGCAUUUAUAUGAGCCUUGUUACCGCUCGUUAGGAACGGGAGUUGAAACUGGCACGACUGAACUAUGUGUCAUUUCUGAAAUUCGCGUUUCUAUCAGCAAUCAAGAGCGUUACGGGAUUUUCAAUACUGAACAGAAAGGCAGACAUACUGGAGCAUGUCCUUGGCCUUGCCAUAGCCUUAGGUGCGGCAGGUCUAUGCUCAAUAUCGCCGCUCCUUUUCAGAGGUAGACCGGCCCCCUGACAUAUCCAUUCCCUGCAAUUCUAUAUUGCAAUAGAAACUAUCAAGUAGCACUGGAUACCUGCGGGAUUACGGCCAACGCUUUCUUCGAUACGAGUCUUAAUCACAUCAUAAUUGUUUGAUUUUAUUCGGAUAGCGUACGGCAUUGCUCACUCCGUACGUUAUCAUCUACAUGUCUCGCCUAUGCAUACUUAUCACAAUACGCUAUAUGGCACAGUCACGAGCUCGCGCUCUCUUCGGACAGAUACACCACGGACUACAAUCACGUAUAUUCAACCCAUUAUGAAGUAUUACGGCGUAAAUUUAAUAGAUGUAUUAUGAUGGAACAAUUAACAUUCCUUUUCCAGAAUCGGACCCUCAUAUCCCAGCAAAUUCAAGGAAUACCCAUGUCCCCCAAUCCCAAUAGUACUAGCUAAUAAAACCUCUUGAACUGAAAA